AUGCGUUGCUCGCCACUUACAAGUCUUGGUACGCUCCUGCUCAUCGCCUUGCCUGCGCUGGGAACAUCGACUUCUCGCAGGAUUGAUGAAGAAAGCUUCGCGUCGGCCAAGGAGCUCUUUGCAAUCAACCAGCAUAUUGGAGGAGCUGGCUUGCGCGGCACAGCUAGCGCGAGGCAGAAUGCACUGAUUGACUGGCUUGAUGGACAGCUGCGACAAGUCUCUGGUCUUGACUUGUCCUACAACUCUUUUAAUUUGACGAGGUGGGAGCCGCAGCAGGACAACCUGGGCGAAUCUGCUUCACUGAAGCUUCUGUAUCCGGGGGCGUGCUCCAACACGCUCAGUGUCGCUGGCGCCAUACCAUAUACUCGAGUUACCAACGGCAAUCCUGUCAAGGCUGAACUUUUGUACGUUGCGCAAGGGACAAAACUGUCGACCGUCAAUGCGACAAACAAGAUUAUUAUACGCGACGUCGCGUUUCAGUCUGUUCCUUUUUCACUUCUUUUCGCCGUGAGCAACUUUCGAACUGCCGAUCUGGAUAGCGUGGUCAAGGGCAACUACUCGCGACCGUAUACUGCAAAUUUUGACGAUGAAAUCAUCGAUGCGACAGCCGCCGGUGCCCUCGGCAUCAUCUUUGCAUGGAACGUGCCGCAAAAAUACGUGCAGUCGUAUUUUGACCCCCACGAGGGAACCAUGUAUCGAAUUCCCGGCGUCUUUGUCGGCGUGGAAGUCGCAGAAAACCUGAAAGAGGCCGCGUCGCAGGGUCUAACCGCAGAGCUAGACGUUUGCGGCGAGAUGAAUCCGUCGACGACCAAGGAGAUAUUUGCCACGCUGCCGGGAAUGACCCCGGAUACUGUCAUUGUCACCUCCCACACCGACGGCAACACAUGGAUCCAAGACAAUGGCGUCUCUGGCGUGCUGGCUCUUGCGCGGUACUUUGCAGCGCAGCCCCUCUCCUCGCGCAACAAGACGCUGCAUUUUGUCUUUACGUCGUCGCAUUUGCACUACAGCACAGACGGCAACGCGAUGCUCGCCAAGCGUCUGGACCAAGGCUACGACAAUGGAAACACGGCCCUUGUUUUCCCGCUCGAACACAUGGGCGCCAGAGAGAUACUCCCCACUCCUAGACUGGACAGGCAUCUCCGCGGCCAGGACCUCGCCUACACGGGUAAAGGCGAAGUCACGCUUUGGGCCGUGGGACCGUCUGAUGCACUGCGCGACGCAGUCAUUGAUGCUGUCAAGUACCGAAAACUGGACCGCAUGUCGAUUAUGCCGGGGAUAGGCCUUCCAAACGCAACCGUCGUGCCCGAGUAUCAGUCGUUUGGCGGAGUUGGCACGCCGUACCACGUGGCUCUUGUUCCGACCAUGGCGAUUGUUGCUGGGCCGUGGUCGCUGUGGGCGCCGUACUUUGGAGCUGAUGCUGUGGAUUUUGACCGCCUUUGGCAGCAAUUACUGGCGGUCGGGGAUGUGCUAUUGAGGGUGGAUGGGCUCUCUAGAGAAGAGAUUGCAGGCGGCUAUCUCGAGUACAGACGGCAACGGGCGGCUGGCAAGCCUACUGCAUAUCAAAAGCCGAUACCUGAAUUUGCGCCUUGA
Beauveria bassiana ARSEF 2860 is the source of this 1590-nucleotide messenger RNA. RefSeq lists its product as uncharacterized. The coding region runs from base 1 to 1590 and encodes 529 amino acids. The transcript has 2 exons. Lineage: Eukaryota; Fungi; Ascomycota; Sordariomycetes; Hypocreales; Cordycipitaceae. The record is from RefSeq and is a predicted model, not a curated record.